CACUUCUCAGUCCACAAACAAAUCGCCUCCUCUCUUCUUCUUCUUCUUCUUCCGCUCUCUGUUUCUGCAAAUCCGCGAGGUUUCCCAAUGGCGAAAUCCGCCUUCCUUCUCCCACUCCUCUCUAUCUCCGUCCUAUUCGCCACCACCAGCGCUGCCGGCUACGGCGGAGCUUCCAAUUUCAUCAAAUCGAGAUGCAAUUUCACAACAUAUCCUGACCUAUGCGUUCAAUCCCUCACAAAUUUCGCCUCAAGAAUCCAACAAAACCCUCGCCAAUUAGUCCAAACAGCUCUAACGGUGAGCCUCUCUCACGCUCGAUCCGCCCGAUCCUUCGUCUGGAAACUGACGAAGUUCACCGGAUUGAAGCCGCGAGAGUACGCGGCGUUGAGAGACUGUCUAGAGGAGGUCGGCGACACGGUGGAACGGCUGAGCAAAUCGGUGGAAGAACUGAAGCUGGUUAGAAGAUCGAAGAGGAAGGAUUUCGAGUGGCACAUUAGCAACGUGGAGACCUGGGUGAGUGCGGCGAUGACGGACGGUAACACUUGCUCCGAUGGAUUUGCAGGGGCAGUGCUGAAUGGAAGAAUUAAAUCAUCGAUUAGGCGUCGCAUUGUGGAUUUAACUCGAUUCAUAAGUAAUGCCUUGGCUCUGAUUAACAACUAUGCUCAAAAUCAAAGCUAGAGAUGUAAGUCUGUUUCAAAAUCUGAAAAAUGUAAUGUAUAUUAUGAGAGUUUUGAGUGUUUUGAAUUUGAGAAUUGCAACCCUAAACGGUUUUAUGCUCUUCUCUGUAUCUGUAUUUUCCUAUUUUCGUUUAGUCUUUAA
Messenger RNA from Cucurbita moschata (crookneck pumpkin), 816 nucleotides. RefSeq names its product 21 kDa protein-like. NCBI's taxonomy places the organism in Eukaryota, Viridiplantae, Streptophyta, Magnoliopsida, Cucurbitales, Cucurbitaceae. The transcript has a single exon. The coding region runs from base 88 to 675 and encodes 195 amino acids. Gene Ontology annotation, biological process: negative regulation of catalytic activity. The record is from RefSeq and is a predicted model, not a curated record. Gene Ontology annotation, molecular function: enzyme inhibitor activity.